Phlebotomus papatasi is the source of this 5012-nucleotide messenger RNA. RefSeq names its product protein toll (gene Tl). Lineage: Eukaryota; Metazoa; Arthropoda; Insecta; Diptera; Psychodidae. The record is from RefSeq and is a predicted model, not a curated record. Bases 841 to 4074 code for a protein of 1077 amino acids. Gene Ontology annotation, biological process: signal transduction. Gene Ontology annotation, molecular function: protein binding. The transcript is spliced from 5 exons.
GCUUCACACAUCAGUUUUACAGCAGACUCUUGCGAGACUGGUAGCAAGUAUAGUGUGUGACUGAUAUAGUAACUAUUUGGAUUAAACAUUGUACAAUUGCGACUAACCAAAUCGUAAUCAACGUUUAACUUGAACACUUCAUUAAAUCAAUCUAGUGUCAUUACAUACAUUGCAAAAUGGACAUCAAUCAUCGAUAAAUGGAUAUCAGUGUUUUAAUUUGAUUAUCUGGAGACAAAGAUUGAAUCUCAUAAAUUCUUAAAUAAAUAGUGUGAGUGUGUUUGUUUCAAAACAUAAAAAAAAACAGAAAAGACAACAAUUCAGCGAAAAGCUAUAAGUUUAGAACCCUAAAAAAAAACUUAAUCCAAGUACAUCUUGACAUUGACGGUUAAGUUAGUGGCACAGUACAGAAUAUUGUGAUGUUUUUACCGAAAAUCCCGUACAAGAAACUAGGAAAAACACAGAGGAAUUGAGAACAAAAACGGGUUUAACCACUUUUGCAUACGUAAUCAAAGAGAAAACAAUUCGUCUGUGGAUAUUACGUUGGCCGAAAGUUCAGUUGCUCGUCAAGCCACCCAAAAGUCAACAAUAGAAACAUCAUAAGCGUUACGCGAAGAAGGGAAAAAUGACACAACACUUAACUUGCUUUCAUAGUCAUAAGACGGUAUCAUAUUAAAAAUUCUUCAGCUGGAGAGACAAAGGAGUUGGAAGAGCACGGGAAGUGCGCAAAAGAUUGUAGACAUCCGUAUAUAAUAUAGAGUGAAAAUUGUCUACAAUCUCACACCACGCAACAUUAGUCAAUGUGCAUUGUUUUCAAUUUUCAAGAUUUCCGGAUGCUCUAAAAUGUCUUUAGCCAAAUUUACACAGACCAUUGUGCUGGUCUUGCUCCUUGGGAUCAUUGUGAGGGGUGAUUUCCUGACACAGUACGAGAGUGAGGAGAAGCACGAUGUGUGCAAAACAACGUGUGAUUGUUACAAUGAUGUCGACAAGUAUGUUCUUGAGUGCCCAAAAGAAAGCUCAACAAUACGUGUAAGCUAUCCAUUCUACAAAUUGCCCAUGAAUUAUGUUGACAUCAGCUGCAUUGUGGCUGAUGAGGAGUACAGGUCACUGCCCAACAUAACAAUUGAGGAUGUAAGCAUGGCAAAAAUUAGCAGCUGUGAAUUACCACGAAGUGCAUCAAUUAUGACGGUGCUGAAUCGUCUUGGUGUAAGAAAUGUCCAUACACUCUUCAUCAACAAUGCCCGACAGGAGUUUCGCAAUAAACUCAUCAGGCAGCACCUCAGCGGUUUUGCCAAUCUCACACGUCUCGUAAUAGGUUCUAGUCACAUCACUCAAAUCCCUGAUGAUCUCUUCAAUGACGUCACGAACAUCAAGUGGUUAAGUUUGAAAAUCAACAAAAUCCAAUCCAUUGAGAAUGCAUUUGCCAAAUUGCCAAAUUUGGAAUUUUUGGAAUUGGGCGAAAAUGAUUUGCACACAAUCCAAGAGGGUACCUUCCGCAAUAAUUCCCAAUUGAAAAUUCUCAAUUUGUGGACAAAUAAACUGAAGAAUCUCACAAGGGACGUCUUUAUAGGCACGCAAGCCCUGCACACGCUCGAUUUGAGCUACAAUCAAAUUGAAACCUUCGAUCCAGAUGUCUUUGACCUCCUACCGAAUCUCUCAGUUAUCCACCUCAACAAAAAUAACUUCCGUGAACUCCCCGAGGGACUACUUAAGAACAACAGAAAGUUGAGUGAAUUCACCUUACUCUACAAUCAGGGAACAUUGAAGGAGCUCCCAAGUGGAUUUUUUGCCAAUCUCAGCGAACUCGAAACUGUUGAUAUAAGAAGUGCUUUAGAGACAUUACCCAGUGAUGUGUUUAGUGGUUCGAAAAAGUUGACUAAACUCAAUUUAUCAUUCAAUAAAUUAGUGUCACUACCAGUGGAAUUGCUGGAAACACAGGAGAAACUCGAAGAUCUCAAUUUGAGCCACAAUAGACUGACUCAAUUGGAUAUUGGUCUGUUUGACAAAACAGAAGCCCUCAUCGAACUCAAUCUCUCCAACAACAACCUUACCCAUCUUGCCAGGCAUCUCUUCAGGUCACUCCACAAUCUCAAGAGAUUGUACCUCAACAAUAACAAUCUCAAGACAAUUCCUAUGGAUAUUUUUGCUAGUACAAAAUCCUUGGAAAUUGUCAAUAUGGCCAACAAUCGCCUUACAUUCAUGGACAAUCAACCAGGACCCAUUGAUAUCAAUUCACCAUUUCAACAAUUGACACAUCUCACAGAACUCAACCUCAGUCACAAUCACAUCCUGAAAAUUUUCCAAGAUUGGCAGUUUAAUCUGAGCAAACUCAAACGUCUGGAUCUGAGCUACAACAAUAUCACAAUGCUAACGGCAAAUGAUUUACAAUUUCUUUCACGUGACAUCGAAGUAUAUCUUAGAUACAAUCAAAUAUCGGAAAUUUCCAUGUAUGAAAUUGAAUCAUUUGCCAAUGGUCAGGAUACACUCAGAGAUCCAAAUGCAACUCCUGCAAUUCCCACUGUAUAUCUGGAUGGGAAUCCUGUGGUAUGCAAUUGCCUAAUAACGUACUUUGUGCGUUUAUUGCGACAUGAACUGGAUGAGAAAGCAGAGAAGAUGGUUAAAUUGAUUCCGGGAGCACUGACAUGUAGUGCUCCUGCAGAGCAUGCUGGGAAACUUGUGGCCACUGUCAAUCCCCAUGACCUCUUCUGUGACUACGACACGGACAAUAGUCAAGUCAAGAGGUGCCCUGCAGGGUGUCAGUGCUUGGUACGAACAGCCGAUCUAGCCCUAUUGGUCAAUUGUUCCAAUGCUGGAUUGUCAACUGUUCCAGUCCUUCCGGAGCCCACCAACUCCUCCCUCAAAUACAUCAUACUGUAUUUGGAAAAUAACUACAUCACGCAUUUGCCCAAAAUAACAGAUAUUGGCUAUGACAAAGUACGCUUUCUCUAUGUGAAGAACAACAAUAUUAGCAAUAUUGUUCGAGAGAAUCUUCCACCCCAGCUCGAAUCACUGGAUUUGCGAAACAACAACAUGGUCCAUAUCAAUGAGACAGUAUUGAAAGCCUUCAACAACACAAGAACCCUAAGAAAUAUAUCACUAAGCAACAAUCCAUGGAAAUGUAACUGCGAAGCACUCAGUCUCAUGAUUUAUAUCCAGAGUCAAUUUAAGAAAGUGAAUGACUAUGAUUAUAUUGAAUGUUCAGAUGGACAGAGAAUUAACAAAAUGGUGCCUGGGGAUAUUUGCACAGAUGAUGUACAAGCGAUAGUAGCAUUGAGCAUCACACUUGCCCUACUUGGCAUUCUCAUUGGUGUAUUAGCUGCCCUGUACUAUAAGUAUCAGCAGGAAAUUAAAAUAUGGAUGUAUUGGCACAAUAUUUGCCCUUUCAUCUUCAACAGUGACGCACUGGAUGCCAACAAGAAAUACGAUGCAUUUAUCUCCUAUUCACACAAAGAUGAAGAUUUUGUUGCUGAUACUCUCGUACCAGAAUUGGAAUUUCGACGGAAGUUCAAUUUAUGCAUUCACCGUCGUGAUUGGACAGUUGGAGAUUUUAUUCCCGAUCAGAUUAUUCGCUCAGUGGCUGAAUCUCGUCGUACAAUAAUCGUUCUCAGUCCCAAUUAUGUUGAAUCCGUCUGGGGCACCAUGGAGUUCAGGACGGCACAUCAUACAGCCGUAAAGGAGAACGUCUCACGUGUCAUUGUGAUUAUAUACGGUGAUGUGAAUACCCAGAAUAUAGAUACAGAACUGAAGAGUUAUAUUGACAUGAACACCUAUAUCAAAUGGGGUGAUCCGUGGUUCUGGGAGCGUCUUCACUAUGCCCUGAGGACCAUCAAGACGGGAAAUACCAAGACUACAGGUGCACUGUUCAAGACAUCAAUGAAGAGUUCGGUAGACGAUAAAUUAGAAUUAAUUCAUCCAUCACCAAUCACACCACCAAUGGCAACAUCACCUGUCGACAGUCCUAAACUCAACGGGUCAAUAUCAUACACGCGAAAUGGCAAAGUGGCUAAUGGUGGACUAAAUGGCCAUGUGAAUGGUGCAUUUAUCAUCAAUACCAACUCCAAACAAAGCGAUGUUUGAUUGUUAAGUACUGAUGACCAUACUCAUGAGAGCAUUUUCUCAACUCCCCCGUACGAUUUUUGAUUGAAUUUCAAACAAUCACUGGACGAUGCAUGGACACUUUAGCAGAGAAAAAUUUAAAAACAUUAAAAAAAAUCUCAGCUAAAACAAUGCAUAAUAUAAAAAAAAUUGUGUCUAUCCCGAUUAUUACAGAGGACGAAAUAUUAUUAAAUGUGAUAUCGAUAUUUUCAUCUUUUUUCUCCGCCACAAUUUUUAUGCAGAAUUCUUGUGCUUUUCUCACAACUCUAAAUAUAUAUAUAAAUAUAUAAUUUUCACUCCAUAUUUAAAUGAAAAAGAAGCAACAAAGAGAAUUGAAGCAAGAUAUUAGCAUUAAAAGAUUUUCCUUUUCAUCAUGUCCCAUUAUUUAUAAGCAAGAUUACGUGUAAUUUGUUAGAUAUAAGAUGUAUAGUUAAACGUUUAUAUCGCAAGAAUAAACCUAUAAUUGAUUCGUAGACUAUAUUGAAAAACAACAUCCAUUUAAAUAUUAAUGUUAAGGCUAAGCAUUUCUUAGAUAGACGGAUUUAUUAUAUUAUCCAAAAAUAAUGAAAUGAUAAAAAUCAUUGAGAAAUUAUCAACUUAAUAUAUAUUUACUAUACAUAUUGACUGAUUCACAUUGAUGCUCAGAAAAUAUUUGUUAGAUUUUGCGACAUUGAUCGUGAAAGACAAAGAUAGAUAGAAAGUAUUUAAUUAUAUAUACUUUUUUUGUUUGCUUUUCACACUAUCCCCACAGAAAAUAUAAAGCCUCAACAUUUUCUCUUUUAUUUGUACUCCAUCACCAAUUGAAAUUAUUUCACAGGAUAUUAUGAAGAAUUAAAUAAUUUUUUUUAUAUACGUAAUGUGUGAAAAAAAAACAACCUACAUGAACAAAAUAAUAAAAUUAUAUACGUUGCCAAGAUAAA